This is a messenger RNA of Mangifera indica (mango), 2290 nucleotides long. Its product is annotated as mediator of RNA polymerase II transcription subunit 17. Bases 130 to 2124 code for a protein of 664 amino acids. NCBI's taxonomy places the organism in Eukaryota, Viridiplantae, Streptophyta, Magnoliopsida, Sapindales, Anacardiaceae. The record is from RefSeq and is a predicted model, not a curated record. Gene Ontology annotation, biological process: regulation of transcription by RNA polymerase II. Gene Ontology annotation, cellular component: mediator complex; core mediator complex. The transcript is spliced from 8 exons. Gene Ontology annotation, molecular function: transcription coregulator activity.
GGACAAAGCUUGUUUUCCGUUCUUUUUCGCACAAGCAAACGUUUAACACUGAAAAUCCACUCGGCUUCUCCUGUCCGCCUUCGUUAGGGCUCUCUUUCUUUGAUUUUCCGGUGAAAUCACUUAGACAAAAUGGACGGAGAAUUAGAGAUCUCCGUUGACAAACUCCCCGUCAAGCGCUUAGAUGCCAUAGAAGAGAACGGCGUCGAACGAUUUCCACCUGAUGUGGAUUAUGAUGAAAAGCGAGUGUCGUUGAUACGGAGAAUAGACUUUGCGUGGGCAGUGGAGAAAGAUGAUGAUAAGAAGAAGCAGAAGAAGAGCUCGAAAGAGAAUAGCUCAACCACAACGGCCCCAUGGCAGUGGCAGAGCAUGUUGGAGAAUCUGCAGCUGGCUCACCAGGAGCUUUCUGUCAUUAUAGACCUUAUCAAUACUGUGGACGCUAACGAUGCUGUAACUGUGGCUAGCAUGACCAGGCCAAAGCCAUUACCUAAUGAAGCUCUGUCCGACCUUGCUGUAUCUGCAGCAACAAAGCUACGGUGCUAUAGGCAUCUGAGUAAAUAUUUUAAGCAGUCUGCCAAAGCUUUGGAACAGCAGAUUGCUAGGGAAGCAAGAUUUUAUGGUGCUCUAAUCAGAUUGCAGCAAAACUGGAAAGUUAAGCGGCAGCGUGUGGCGGCUGCAGCUUCUGGAAAUGAAGUCUUUACCAUUGAUCUUUUUGACAGUUUAUUAUACGAUUCAGCAGCCGUAGUAAGGCCAUCUUCUCUGUCUACAAUCCGUGUCGAACAUGAUUCCGCUGGUAUGCUGGCUAUAAAUUUACCUCCAAACUCAUGCCGUUCUCUUCGUUUUGGUUUUCUUGGUUUACAUUCAACUAAUAGUCCCAAGGAAUCCAAUGAGGUCAAAACAAAUUGCUCUACUCAUCCAUCUAAAGAAGCUGAGAAGGAGUCAGUCAAUGACGAUGAGUGUGUUAGAGAAACACAUUCACUUCUUCGUGAAGUUCAUCAAGCAAUCUUUUACGAACAGCUUUUUGAUAUAGUGAAUCGUGAAGCAUUUAAGCAAUCAGUAGGAGUCAACCUCAUUGGAAUUCGAGAAAAUUAUCUGCAAUUAGGCAUGGGCCAGGGAAUCUCUGUGUUCAUAUCACUUUCACCAUCCAGUCAGGGUGAUCAAAAAGUUGACAGUUCGGUCACCCAGAACAUGGAAUCUGCUAUUUUACCUUCGGAACUGUUUGAUGGAGUAAAGUCGGCAGAUGAAAAGGAUGAUAUUUUGAAAAAGAAACGGUGGUAUCCUAAUCGUGUUUGUUAUGAGAUUUAUCUGCAACAGAUUUUUCAUGAGCAUCUAUAUGUAAGAGAUAAAAAUAGAUCCAUUUUGUCUGGUACUCGAGCAAUUGGUCAACAAACAAAGGAUGGGUCAGGUCUUCUUGGUCAUUUCUGCAUGUCAUUGGCUCAUAGAAUAUUUUCUAACAAAGUUCACAUGGAACUGGAAAAUGUGGUUUCUGGGGUCCCAUAUCUCCAAUUGAUAUCCCAUCCUACUUGGCAUUCUAGAACAUCUUCAUGGACACUCUUUCUAAAGGUUCCUCAGUCCAUUCUUCAUGGAGGUGCCCAACUUCAAACAUCAGAAAUCCAUGGUGUGAAGAAUGUUGGUAAGUCACAGUUUCGGACAGAGGUGGUGGUAAAUGAUGAUCGCAUCAAUGUUGAAGGAGAAGGCACUCCUAAUGUUGUCGGCUUGUUUAAAGAGAGAUCUGAAAGCGUAUCUUCUAUGAACAAAUACAAUUGUGACUUGGCAGAUCUCUCUAUGAUAAUCCUACAACAGGUUGCAAGCCAAGUUAUUCGAUGGCUGCAUGAGGAAGCCCUUAUGGUGGGGAUUAAAGCAAGCCGUGAUUUUCUAUGUUUGUCCUUUGAGCUGGAUCAAGGCGAAACAAUUAGCUUGGUAGCACAUGUCGACCCAGAAGAUCUGAAUGGAUGCAUUUCAUGGUGGCUUGUAAUGGAGGAGGCUUUUGCCGAGGAGACAAAACUUCGAACAGACAUAUAUGAUGGCGUUUCAGAUUAUCGAAAAUUCUUGGGACAUUUGUCUCUGGAUGUGCUAUAUGCAACACUGAUGGACUUGGUUAGCUUGUGCGGUGGUGGAAGCCAUUAGUCAUCUCUUUCACCUACGCAUUAACAAGAAUGUUUUUAACAGGUUUACAUAGUAUCAUAGUAGUCGAAUUGCAUAUUGUAUCAUGUAACGAAAACUUAAUUUUUCAUAUCGUAUAUUGAAUCACUGAUGUUUUUUAGAAAAUAAACAUAUCAUCGUUUUGGAAAUA